CUUCCUUUCUUGUUCUUGAGCAGUCACAUGAAGGUCAUAAGAACCACCGACUCAGAAAGUAUUUAAGCGAAGGAUUUCUGGAAAAACCCAGUUUAAGCUGCGGCCAUUGGAAAAGGUAGUAACGAAUUUAAAACUAGCAACGAUGAUCUGGAUUCCUAUCGCCGCUUUCCUAAUUGCUGGGGCAAUCGGACAGAGCCAAAAUGGAAGCCCCAUUGACGUGCCUGUGCAGUUCGUAACUGAGAGGCACAUCUUUGGUGAUGCCUUCGAAACAAAUCACUUCAGCGCCCAUCUCUGUGGGGGCUGCAUGUUCGACAAAAAGUUAGCUGUUGUUGCCCUUAAUUUGCAAAAGCAGCCAUGGAACAACACCGUGCAAGACAUCCUAAAAGCAACUGUCACAUAUGGUUCUGGAAAAAUCAUUGCAUCGAACAACAUCAAUGGAACUUAUGAAGAACAAAUUUCGUUCGUCUACCAUUCAUCAUAUGGCGAUCUAAAUAUCGUGGUUGAGAAUGGGGCUGGUAGCGGCAUGAUAUACACGGUCGCGCUGAAGUUCCACGCGCAGACCUACGGUAAUCCAGAAUGUGAAAAACGGCAUUUAAUGAGCCUAGUGGAAUCCCGUGCGCACUGGAAGUACAGGGCCCUCAGUGGCGUGAAUGCAGCCCAACUUCACGAACUGGUCCCCAUUUUCAAGAUGUCCUCCCAGUAUUCAGUGAAGUCAAGUGACCUGGUAUUCCUGCAGUUAGACUACUGCUUCCCACACAUUGGGAAUUACAACGUCACUAUUUCUGUCAUCGCAGAGGACGAGGAAUCUGCCUUCGCCACCUAUGCCUGCACGAAAAGCAUAAAGCAGUGUAAAACUGGCAAUGCACCCUUCCAUGACACAUCCGGCAGUGCUGCAAAUACUGUUCAAGUACGGGUCGCUGGUGCACCUGACAUCGGCCCAAUAACUGUUAUUGUUAGAGGUGAUGGAAGGUACCUCCAGAUGAACACAUUCUCUCUCGCUGCCUCUAAGUACAUUGAGCUUUAAAGAGAGUGUCAUUAGUCUUAAACUUUACAAUUUUAUUUAGAAAAAUUCAUUUGUUUUGACUUUAUUUAAAUUAUAUCACUUUAAAUGUUAAGACAAAUUUACUUGCUUGGUUGUUUA
Messenger RNA from Rhopilema esculentum, 1141 nucleotides. RefSeq lists its product as uncharacterized. The record is from RefSeq and is a predicted model, not a curated record. NCBI's taxonomy places the organism in Eukaryota, Metazoa, Cnidaria, Scyphozoa, Rhizostomeae, Rhizostomatidae.